This is a messenger RNA of Gaeumannomyces tritici R3-111a-1, 240 nucleotides long. RefSeq lists its product as hypothetical. NCBI's taxonomy places the organism in Eukaryota, Fungi, Ascomycota, Sordariomycetes, Magnaporthales, Magnaporthaceae. Bases 1 to 240 code for a protein of 79 amino acids. The transcript has a single exon. The record is from RefSeq and is a predicted model, not a curated record.
AUGGGGUUCAUUGCUACCUCGCCUGUGAGUGGGCGAUACUGUGGGAACGUGCGUCGGUUGGGAGCAUGGCUGCUUGCAUGUGGUGGUGGUGGUGGUGGUAUUGCUGCUGCUGCUGCUGCUGCUGCUGCUAUCGAUGCAACCGCCCCGAUCCUUGCCGGUCAGGUUUGGCUCCUCCGCACGAACAUGCUCCGUUCCUGGACACGCCAGGCAUUGUCGGCCGAGAAAUUCACCUUCUGCUAG